Bombyx mori (domestic silkworm) is the source of this 2685-nucleotide messenger RNA. It is a transcript of the gene Tap42, whose product is annotated as immunoglobulin-binding protein 1. The transcript has 7 exons. Gene Ontology annotation, molecular function: protein phosphatase 2A binding. Bases 111 to 1139 code for a protein of 342 amino acids. Gene Ontology annotation, cellular component: cytosol. Gene Ontology annotation, biological process: regulation of dephosphorylation; regulation of signal transduction. NCBI's taxonomy places the organism in Eukaryota, Metazoa, Arthropoda, Insecta, Lepidoptera, Bombycidae. The record is from RefSeq and is a predicted model, not a curated record.
CACUGUCACGUGUCACUGUUGUCAGACGUCAGUGUCAGUAUCAGAUUGUGACAAUUGUUGAUUGUUUUAGUGCCGAUUUUAUUUGGUAAAGAAAACUAAAAUAAACCGGAAUGGCUGAAGUUGAUACAGAGCAAGAUAUAUUAGAAGAUUCCUUGAGCAAUAUAUUCGAUCAAGGAAUGAAAUUGUAUACAACUGUAGAAACAGUCAAAGAACCUAUGAAUAGCGACAGUGUUCAGGUAACCAUAAAAACUGCAAUAUCCAAGUUCGAGAAGGCCACGAAACUAGUGUCACUUUCUGGAAUGUUCAGUAAAAAUGAAAAGUUGGAAGAGCUGCCUACAGAAACAUUAAAGUACAUGCUAUUACCUGCAUUACUUGGCACCCUAACGUUGAAAAUUUGCAGACCGUCCAGAAAAGAUAUUAUCGAAGUAGCGGAAAUAUAUUUCAAAGAUUUUCUUCAAAGAUGCAAAGACUAUGGGGUCACAGACGUGGAGAUCCCACAAUUAAGUGAUAGCAACAGUUCCUCAUCUAGACCACAGAGCCAGCAAGAUAUAAUAGCUGCAAUGGUUCAAAGUAGAGAAACUAAAAUAAAACGAUACAAAGAAGCAAAAGAGUUAAAAGAGAAACUCGGUACAUUGUCAAAAGCUAUGUCAUCACCCAUUGUUGAUGACGAAGUUAAAAGAGAGUAUUUUCUGACGAUGUUACAUAGCUACGUCAAUGAGGUCUUGGAUGAACUUAGCAGUAUUGAACGGGAGAAACCUAUACUGGAAAUGAUUAGUUGUUCUGGUGAAGUACCAUCAACAAAAGAAAAGCCCAAAGCCCGUCCGUUGAAGCCAGUGAUAAUAACGAGAGAUGCAGUGCAAAAAGCUGUGUUCGGUAUUGGUUACCCCUCCAUACCUACGAUGACAGUCGAAGAAUUCUAUGAUCAAAGGGUGCGAGAAGGAACGUUUCCUGGUACAAGCACAAACAUACCCCACACGACGAUAGAAAGCACGGGAGACGAUGCUGACGAAGCCGAGAAAAUACGAAAGGAGCGCUUGGUGGAAGAGGACGACCCUGAGGAGUUGGAGAGGCAGCGCAACAUGGACGAGUACAAGGACGAGCACCGGCGCGGCUGGGGCAACCGACACAACAGGAGCUAAUUUGUUAAUUGAAGACACGAGUGCAUGAAGGGGAUAUCGUCUUCCCGCAUUAAAACUGUAUAAUCUCAAAACGUACCUACUAAUUUUACAGGAGAGUCUUUUAAAGGUUUAACAUGUGAUAUUUUUAAUAUUAAUAAUCUUUGCAACAUUUAUUUUUUUAUAUUUUACCAGUUAAACUAUCUGUCUUAUAAAUUAAGAUAAAAUUAUGUAUUAAUUUUGUUAAUAGUAGUCAAAACAUAGGUACACUAAAAAAAAAAAACUAAACUACACUCUUUUGACAGUAUUUAUGAGAAAAAUACUGGUGAUACCAAAUAAUUCCGCAUAUUAACUCAAUUUCGAAUAUUUUUGGAAAUUGUACACUUUUGAUACGAAAAGACGAUAUUAUGAUAAUUUUUGAUAUGUUAAUUUUGGAAGAAACAGCCAACAAACUUUUGUUACUUGUACUUUUCUUCGUACUUAACUCCUUUAUCAUAUGCAAUUUCUAAAAAUAGCCUUUAAACCUAGAGUUUUCAGCUCUAAUAUGGUUUAUAGGUACAUAACACCUUCAUUUAAUGUAAAAACUCAAAAAUCUUAAAAAUGUUACUUAACCCCUUCAUCCACUCAUGUAUUCAAUUAUUUAUUAACACAUACCGAUACUAGUCGAGACUAUCUGAGGGCCGUAAGCAUUGGGUGGAAGAAAAAUGAAAUUGUUUCUAUUCUAUUCUAUUCACUCUUCUCUUCUUUCUGAAUUUUUUUAGUUGGUUUAUUAUGUUAGUUAUAUGCGGCGUAAAUGGUAUGUGUGACGUCACGGUGUACUUUGCAUUCUGUCAUCUUUUGAACAUAAUAUGUAUAUGUAGUAUAACAUAGACAUCUACAACGUAAAUGCCGCCACCCACAUUGAGAUAUAAGUUCUAAGGUUUCAGUAUAGUUACAACGGCUGCCCCACCCUUCAAACCGAAACGCGUUACUGCUUCACGGCAGAAAUAGGCGGGGCGUGGUGGGUACCACCUCUUGUGAGGCUCUACCUGUCUCUGUAGGUUCACCUCACUACUUAUCGAUUAAACAGAGAUCGUCAGUACAGUUGUGGAAAUGCAAUGACUGAUGGGAUUGUAUCACAGGUAAUUUAGGAAUAUUGUGUUCAUUUUUUUUAUAAUAAAUAAAUCUUUGUAAAAAACAAAUUUAUAAAAAAAAUUACUUACUAUACUUACGUUUGGAUUGUAAUAUCUGUCACAGUGUCACAAAUUUUUAAACCGAACCAUAGAUUUUACGGUAGGCAGGGGCUUGGCUCUGCUCCUGGCAUUGCUGACGUCCGUGGGCGACGGUAACCACUCACCAUCGGGUGGGCCGUAUGCUCAUCUGCCUACAAGGGCAAUAAAAAAAGGUGGUUUUUUUUUUUUUAAAUAUGGCGUAUCAUAAUCUUAAAUUCUAUUUAUUGCUCGACUAUUAUGAAAACUACAUGGAGAUAGUAUUGUUAUUGUUAAAAUGAGUUUUGAUGAACUGGAAUACUUUUUUUUUCCAAACUACUUGUCAUGUGUUAUGUUAGGCAAUAAAUGAUCAAUGUUGCGAU